AUACUAACCGCCUUGGAGGGGCCUCGUAGCCUAGUGGUUAGUGUACUAGCUCGCUAAGCGUGAGGUCGUGGGUUCGAGCCCCACUCGUGUCAUGUGCAUGGCCCUGAAAGCUUUUCGGCGCUCGCGCAUAUGAUGUGGCAGCCCCACUUCUGAGAUAGGUUGCACUCGGCUAAUUACCGGAUCGACUGAACAAUAACGAUUACAGAAACAAACACAAGAUCAGAAAACACUCACACCCCCAACCCGAUGACGACCCUCCGCUUUUCGCAACGGACACGAAUUGGACAAUGGAAUGUGAGGACCCUAAUGGAGCCUUCCAGGCUUGCGCAGUUUGAAAAGGAGAUGGAAAAAAUGCAGAUCGCAAUUACCGGCAUAAGCGAGAUGAGGUGGAGAGGCAGUGGGACGACAACAACAACACACGGCAAUCUAGUAAUGCACAGUGGGAGCAGUGAUGGGGGCAGGAAUGGAGUAGGAAUAUACGUGUCAAAGCAAUACAAACAGACACUUAUCACCUGGAAUCCGGUAUCCGAAAGAAUCAUCACUGCAAGAUUCCGAUGCAACGCUAGGCACAUUACCAUCAUGCAAUGCUACGCCCCGACAGAAGACGCCAGCGAUGACAUCAAAGACGACUUCUACAAUGCCCUCACAUCUUCACUCACCAAGAGCAAACGAGGUGAUAUUAAAAUUCUCAUGGGAGAUUUCAACGCGAAAUUAGGCCCCAACAACAACGGAUUGGAAGCAAUCAUGGGCCGACACGGUGUGGGAACACGUAGCAACAACGGCGACAGGCUGGCCGACCUAUGCCAGACAUUCCAACUGGUCAUUGGUGGCACUGUAUUCCCCCACAAGGAAGUGCACAAGUACACGUGGACAUCACCGAGUGGGCAUACACGCAACCAAAUUGACCAUCUGUGCAUAAGUAGGAAAUGGAGACACUCCCUUAGCGAUGUACGGAACAGGAGAAGUGCGUCAAUUGACAGUGACCAUGAACUACUAGUCGGAGAGCUUUUAAUCAAGCUCAGACGAAGUCACACGGCCACCAGAAGAAGCACAAGAAGACCACCCCCCUGA
Molecule: messenger RNA, 1071 nt
Organism: Drosophila ananassae
Lineage: Eukaryota; Metazoa; Arthropoda; Insecta; Diptera; Drosophilidae
Product: craniofacial development protein 2-like
Exons: 2
Coding region: 247-1071 (274 amino acids)
Biological process (GO): chromatin remodeling
Cellular component (GO): nucleus
Molecular function (GO): catalytic activity
Source: RefSeq, a predicted model, not a curated record